AUGAAGAUGCUCCGGGGAGGCUCUUUCUCCAGGGAAGUAACUCCAAACACGGGACGCGGCCGGUUUGAGCCGAGGUUUCCUUUCACCUCUACUCUUCAGAGGGAUUUUAAAGUAACAGGAGCCGAAAGCGUGGGGAAGGAGCUGUUCAUGUGCCGCGCUGGCCGAGCACAGGCACACGGCAGAGAGCCCGCGGCCUCCCCUCCGGGGCCCCGGCCCACCCAGCGCGGGGCACGGCUCGGAGGGCCGCGGCGGAACGCGCUUCCCGCGCAGCAGCGCUUGCGAGGGGGAGGGCGGAAGCGGCGGACCGAGGGGGGCGGAAGCGGCGGACCGGGGAGGGCGGAAGCGGCGGACGGGGGGGGCGGAAGCGGCGGACCGAGGGGCUCCGCCCGGCUGCGCGCUGGGCAGGACCCGGGCGGGACUCGGGCGGAGGGAGCGGGUGGCCCCCGGCGGGAGCCCGGGAGCGGCGAGCGCGUGGGCUCGGCUGACUGCCGGGCGCGACGGGCGGUCUCGGGCUGGUACCACCUGAUUCCCUUCACCUGGGCCCGCAUCGCCAGGCAGACUCCUCGCCUUGGAGACCAGGAAAGGACACCGGCUUCCUUGUUGCGUAAACUGACCACAGCGUCCCCCGGAGGGGGCCUUGAGGAGCGACCCUGUGCUGAACCCAGAAAGCGUGUGCAGGAACCAGAGUGCAGGACACAUCUACCUCAGAGCCUCCUCGAGCAGCAGAGAGCUCCUGUGCGUGGAGGGUCCUUGGAGCGAGAGGAGGUCGUCAGCUUUCUCCUGGACAUGGGGUUCAGUGACGUCCAUGCUAAUGAACUGCUCACUGUGCAACCAGGUACCCACCCGCAACAGCUGCUGGAUAUCGUUUCAGAAUUAAUACUCUUGGGUGUGAAUCCAGAGCCUGUGUAUGUGGCCUUGAAGAAAAGCCCUCAGUUAUUGAAACUGCCUGUAAUGCAGAUGAAGAAGCGCUCCAGUUACCUGCGAAAGCUUGGCCUUGGAGAAGGGAAGCUGAGGAGGGUGCUUCAGUGUUGCCCUGAAAUCCUCACCAUGCGUCAGCGGGACAUUGCCGGCACUGUCCGGGUUCUCCGGGAGAAGUGCCUUUUCACCGUGCAGCAAGUGACCGAGAUUUUGCACAGAUGCCCGUACGUUCUUCGGGAGGACCCUGAUGAGCUGGAAUACAAAUUCCAGUACGCUUAUUUUAGGAUGGGGGUGAAGCACGCGGAUGUGGUGAGGACCGACUUCCUGCAGUACUCCAUCACCAAGAUCAGGCAGAGACACACAUUCCUGGAGCGCCUAGGACGGUACCAGACCCCGGAUAAGAAGGGGCAGACACAGGUCCCCAACCCUCCACUCAAGGACAUCCUCAGAGUUUCAGAAGCCGAGUUUCUGGCCAGGACGGCCUGUUCUUCUGUGGAGGAGUUUGAAGUUUUUAAGAAGCUCUUGGCUCAGGAGGAGGAAGAAGAGUCUGAGCACCGCAUGUCUGGUGACAAAAGCACCAGUGAGGACGAGGAGGACAGGGAGGGGCAGGGGGAGCUGUGACACAGGCACCGGAAGGAGCCGGGCCCGGAGAUGUCAAAGAAACUUCUCGUUUUCUCAGCACCUUUGGGAGCUUCACGUGGAUCCUCUCAGGUUACUUUUCAUUCUAAAACUGGUCUUUGGAUGAAAAAUUAUUAUCAAUCACCUGAGACGUAGUCAGACUAAGGGGAAGGUGUGUUAGUUUGAUGUGUUGUCAGGUCUCUGUUCCUUUAUGAAUAAAAGACUGACUUUGAGCCGUUAAAAUCAGGGGAACUCAAUACAUCAAAACUUGGUUUUAUUUUUCUGUCGUGUAUGUAGGUGAUAAUUUAUGGCAGUGUGGGGGACAAGAUUCCUUCUGGUUCAAGAGUCAUUUCCUGUGUCCUUCUAGUGAUGAAGGUGAAAUUAGGAGAAGGCAGUGAGGUUUUAGUACAUCACAGCACUUUAUUUUAUGAAAACAAAUAGCAGGUUUUCCACACAAAUACUCAUGUUUUUAAUUAAAAAAUAUUGCUUCAUAAUUGCAUUCAGUGUACAGCAGAGUAGAAGGAAGUGGGUUAGUGACACAUGGCUUCAUUCUGCAUAGCUUCUUCGUGCCGGCGACAUGCUGGGGCAGUUUUCUCUGUCUCUGUGAGAAACAGGCCUGGCUCUGGCCCCUGGGAAGUUUGCUGUUGUGCCAGCUUGUGGCCAGUGGGUCACAGCCAGGCCUGCAGUCUCUGGAAGCCAUAGAAUGCCAGCACAGAGGGGCCGUGGAGCUGUCCUCGCCGACCCUUCUGCUCACGUCACAGAGGGGUGUCUGAGACCGGAGGACAGAGCACUUGCCCAGGGUUGGGCAUGGCGGGGCCUGGGGUGGGGGGCUGGUCUUGGGUCAUCCCAGGGAGCUCUCUAUGACACCAGAGGGGAGGAUGUCCCCUUGGGGAGCCCAGUGGGUCUUCGGAGUGCCUGGAAGCGUUGGGGUCAGGGAAUGGAGUUUGAUGUAAGCCAGGGUCACCUCUGAGGUAGAGGCCCAGCCCUAAUGGCAUGAGCUCUGUAACAGAGGGAGGGUUGGUGCGACCUAGGACAUUCUGGGCACCCCUUCCUUGGGGGAACUGGCACAGGACCAGUGCUGCAGAAAACAUGUUUGGUGAUGUGACUAAAAUUCAGGCCUUGGCAGCAUUUUAACAACUACGUGAGACUCCUAGCUCUUGGCCUUCUGUUUGUAGACCACAUAAGAAUUGUGUCAGGCAGCCAUUCUCACCUGGGGAUAAUCUGGGUCCCAGGGAACAUCUGGGACUCUUCUGGUUGUCAGGACCAGGAGAGGGUGCACUUGGGAUCUGGUGGGUGAGGCCAGGUCUGUUAAAUGCCCUGCAGUGCAUGGGACAGUCCCACAACACAUGACCAAGCUCCAGAUGUCAACAGGGCUGAGGCAAACUGCUGUGAGGCCGGGCCUGGCAACACAUGACUGUCGUUUUGUGAGAACUUCAGAUUCAAAUGCCCCGCAUUUAUCGUAUUUGAUUUAAAAGACCAGUAAGUCGCAGGUUUUUUAAGAGUCUCUUCCUCCGUGUCCUGGAGUGCUGUCGAUGGGUUUCAGCUGUAUUUUACUGGAGGAUUCGGUGCUGAAUCAAAAGAAUUCAUGCUUUUUUCUCCAGUCUCAUGUUUGAGCAUGGCCGCAAAGAGAAGGACAUUUUUUGCAAAAGAAAAGGCUCAGUGACUCCCUCCACACGUGGCUGUGGCUUGACAGCAGGAGCAGUUCCAUCUAUGGGAAGGUGCUGGGGUGGCUGGCACCGGGUGGGCCCUGCCUGCUGGGUUCGCAGGUGGGAGGCAGUCGGGGCAGCGUGCAUUUCCUCAUUCGCCUGUGACAGCCCAGGUGCAGCAGAGGAAAAGGGACAUGUGGUCUUCAUUGUCUUUCUUGGCCAUGGACAAAAUUACUUGAAAAUGAAGACAUUUCACUCUGUGCCAGUGUUUUCACUUUCUUGCAUUUUGUGGCAUCUAAGUGCCCGACACUCCCCAGACCUGGACUGUUGUCCUCGUGCCCAGGCGGGCUGAGUGGGCACCUGGUUAGAUGCCCACUGAUUAGAUGAACACUUGAUUAGAUGGCGAGUUCUUCCAAGUUUGGUCAGCAGAUGGUGAGUGCAGCGACUUGUGGUUCCCUCCUCUCCUCCUGACACAAAUAAAUGCUUAUUUGAUUCCGUGA
Molecule: messenger RNA, 3682 nt
Organism: Hipposideros armiger (great roundleaf bat)
Lineage: Eukaryota; Metazoa; Chordata; Mammalia; Chiroptera; Hipposideridae
Gene: MTERF4
Product: mitochondrial transcription termination factor 4
Exons: 5
Coding region: 1-1539 (512 amino acids)
Biological process (GO): mitochondrial transcription; regulation of DNA-templated transcription; mitochondrial ribosome assembly
Cellular component (GO): mitochondrion
Molecular function (GO): double-stranded DNA binding
Source: RefSeq, a predicted model, not a curated record